Molecule: messenger RNA, 3789 nt
Organism: Electrophorus electricus (electric eel)
Lineage: Eukaryota; Metazoa; Chordata; Actinopteri; Gymnotiformes; Gymnotidae
Gene: slc6a1a
Product: solute carrier family 6 member 1a
Biological process (GO): nitrogen compound transport; neurotransmitter transport; sodium ion transmembrane transport
Cellular component (GO): plasma membrane; cell surface; axon
Molecular function (GO): gamma-aminobutyric acid:sodium:chloride symporter activity
Source: RefSeq, a predicted model, not a curated record
AUGACAUUGACGCUAUGUAGACUGGAGUUGGGAAUUGUGCUUCCCUCAAUGUUCCUGGCUGUUGAUGGUAGACAGUCGCUGGAGACGAAGCUGCACCUUCUCGGUUGGAUUCAUCGUCUUCAUCAGCACUGCUUGCUUCUGGACAGCUCCCCACAGCAAGACGGACUGCUUCCUUUGGAUCGUUUGGGGAUUUUUUUCAAGUAUUUUGAUGGAAAUAAAAAACAUUUAUGUUCCAAGUAAAACUGGAAGUUUGCAACUUCGAGGGGAAUCUACGGAUACCUCAUUGCACGACUCACAGCUACCAACUCAAUCUUUUUGCAAGAGCUGUUAACGGAAACUCCCGAGCUGUCUGACGUGCGGUGCCGGCCCGUUUGGUUCCGUUGGUUGGAGGUUUGCUCCUAAAGCGCGAAGUUGCUGUCUACGUGGACUGGUGCCGAAAUAGUGCGUGCAGCGGCCAGGACCUCUGCUCGAGCCAAAGACAUGGCGACAAAUGGCACCAAAAGCACGGAGGGACAAGUUGUAACAGAGCUGAACGAGGUAACAACUAACGACAAACCUAAACCGGAGGAGGAGAAAACUGAUAAGAAGAAAAAGGAUAUUCCAGAUAGAGAAACGUGGGGAGGGAAAUUCGAUUUUUUGCUGUCUUGUGUGGGGUAUGCCAUCGGACUCGGCAACGUAUGGAGGUUUCCCUACUUAUGCGGGAAAAACGGCGGAGGGGCCUUCUUGAUACCUUAUUUUCUGACCCUCAUAUUUGCGGGAGUUCCGUUGUUUCUGCUAGAAUGCGCUCUUGGUCAGUACACUUCUAUCGGCGGACUUGGGGUUUGGAAACUAGCUCCAAUGUUCAAAGGUGUUGGUCUCGCUGCAGCAGUCCUGUCCUUCUGGCUCAACAUUUACUACAUUGUCAUCAUUGCUUGGGCUUUGUAUUACCUCUACAACUCUUUCACAACUGACCUUCCAUGGAAAUCUUGUAAUAAUCCAUGGAAUACAGAAAGAUGUUUUACAAAUUACAGCAUUGCAGAUACUACAAACCUCACCAGCGCAGUUCUGGAGUUUUGGGAGCGCAAUGUGCAUGACAUCACUGAUGGCUUGGAAAAGCCUGGCCAGAUCCGUGUGCCACUAGCAAUAACGCUGGCCAUCGCUUGGGUCCUUGUGUACUUCUGUAUCUGGAAAGGUGUUAGCUGGACUGGAAAGGUUGUUUAUUUCUCUGCCACCUACCCCUACAUUAUGUUAUUCAUCUUGUUCAUCCGUGGCGUGACUCUGCCAGGAGCAAGAGAGGGAAUCAUGUUCUAUGUCACACCCGAUUUUGAGAAGCUCAAAGAGUCAGAGGUCUGGCUGGAUGCUGCUACUCAGAUUUUUUUCUCAUAUGGGUUGGGCCUGGGUUCUCUGAUCGCACUUGGCAGCUACAACCCUUUCAAUAACAACGUCUACAGAGAUUCUAUCAUCGUGUGCUGCAUAAACUCCUCCACCAGCAUGUUUGCUGGCUUUGUUAUUUUUUCCAUUGUGGGCUUCAUGGCUCAUGUGACGAAGAGACCAAUAGCUGACGUAGCUGCCUCAGGUCCAGGCUUGGCUUUCCUAGCCUAUCCAGAGGCAGUGACACAGUUACCCAUCUCCCCACUGUGGGCCAUCCUCUUCUUCUCCAUGCUACUGAUGUUGGGAAUUGACAGCCAGUUUUGCACUGUGGAGGGCUUCAUUACUGCCCUUGUGGAUGAAUUUCCAAGAGUUCUGAGGAAAAGGCGUGAGAUCUUCAUCGCAUGCGUGUGCGUGGUGUCCUAUGUCAUCGGCCUGUCCAACAUUACACAGGGUGGCCUCUAUGUCUUCAAGCUCUUUGAUUAUUACUCUGCCAGUGGGAUGUGUCUUCUUUUUCUGGUGUUCUUCGAGUGCAUCUCCAUCUCCUGGUUCUAUGGUGUGAAUAAGUUUUAUGACAACAUCCAGGAAAUGAUAGGAUACAAGCCCUGCAUAUGGUGGAAGCUCUGUUGGGUCGUCUUCACUCCUCUGGUUGUUGGUGGAGUGUUCCUCUUCAGUGCAGUCCAAAUGGUUCCUCUCACCAUGAACAACUACGUGUUUCCAGCAUGGGGGCAGGGUGUGGGCUGGCUCAUGGCCUUGUCCUCCAUGGUCCUCAUUCCUGGCUACAUGGUUUACAUGUUCCUCACCAUGAAGGGAACUUAUAAGGAGCGAAUCCGGAUAAUGCUGCAGCCUCCUCAGGUGGCACGGGCCCAAGAGAAUGGUCCGGAACAGCAGGUACAGCAGCAGGAGGUGCAGCUGCAAGCUACACAGCCCCAACAACAACAACAACAACAACAACAGCAGCAGCAGCAGCAGCAGCAGCAGCCUGAUAAUGCAGGCCCAGACAAAACCGGCAAUGCAGACGCCAACGUCUAAAGCCCUACAACUGAGAGCAAUCAAAGACGAACAAUGCAGAGCACUUCCAUGCUUAUACAAUAAUAGAAUUCAUCUACCUCCAGGGGCCAAUCAUGAUCCAAUUCAAUCUUUAAAAAAAAGAAUUAUGAGUGACAGUGUGACUUUCAUGCUUGUAAAACUUACCAGGCUCAAUGGGGGCUCCGGUAGGUGCUAUAAACAUAAAAUCAAAGUGUAUCAAAAGUAAAUACUGGUAUCCUGACAAAAUAUUCCAUAAUACUCUGUUUGAGUGAAACUGCCACUUACGUGUUAAUACUGUGAGUUAAGUUAAAUCGCAGUGUAUUGUUUAUAAAAUAAUUUGUGUGUCUCAGGAGCACACUGAAGCAGUCUUUGAAUAUCAUUUAGAAAAAUCAAGAAAUUAAAUCAGUUAUUGGGUCAUUUGAAAUGCCUCUCAUUACUAAUCCAAAACAACUGAAGAAUAGCAAACAAGCCCAUGCCUCCACUUUCAAGGAGUUUAUUACGUACGAGUAUAAAGCACAAAGGAAUCCGACCUAGGUGAGCCCUUGGGUGAAUAUCAUUUAGAAAAAUCAAGAAAUUAAAUCAGUUAUUGGGUCAUUUGAAAUGCCUCUCAUUACUAAUCCAAAACAACUGAAGAAUAGCAAACAAGCCCAUGCCUCCACUUUCAAGGAGUUUAUUACGUAUGAGUAUAAAGCACAAAGGAAUCCGACCUAGGUGAGCCCUUGGGUGACCCCUAUCUCUUGAUAUUUUUGUUAGAGAGACUGUUACUAUUUUCACUUUCUGGAAGAAAAAAAAGAAAUGACUUGUAUGUGACUAAACACGUUUUUAGAAUUCUUUUUAGGAUGUUUUGUACAGGUAAUAUUGUGAUCGAGGACCAAAAUCAUAGACAGACUAAAGCAAAAACGUAUCUAUGCCAUGCAGUGUAUGAGUUGCAGAGGACAGGGUACAAAAGUGUGGGACAAGCAAUGGAAUAAAAAGAAAAAACACAACACAGGGUUUAUAGUAUCAGCAUCCACCCAAUGAGCAGUGCCAUCAAACCACUCCUGUUUACACAUAUCUGUGCUUUGUAUCAGGAAUAUGGGCAGAAGGCAACUAACAUCAUUGCAAGCGGGGAAUCCUCUGGGUACAACAUCUCUAGAUCUGUUUGUUCCAGUGUUGCUUGUCAAUGUGUUUCAACACAGGAAACAUUGUAAGAGAAAUGUGAAAUCAGCACACCAUGUGAUCUGGUUAAGUGUUGGAGUUGCAAAAUGUCAUCAAUGAAAGUCACUGAAAAUUAUUUCAACCAAAUUUCAAAGUAUUACCAAAUUCAAAGUAUUAUAAAGCUAAUAUUUAUGAAAAGAGGUUGUAUGCCCAGAGGGAAGGCUUCUGAGGAUUUUUAGUUCAAUGGUUAAGGACCAAACAGUGAUUACCAGAUUG